Molecule: messenger RNA, 1194 nt
Organism: Colletotrichum higginsianum IMI 349063
Lineage: Eukaryota; Fungi; Ascomycota; Sordariomycetes; Glomerellales; Glomerellaceae
Exons: 1
Coding region: 1-1194 (397 amino acids)
Source: RefSeq, a predicted model, not a curated record
AUGGUGGUCGAGGUUGGUUCUCUGAACCGCAGCAGUUUGGAGCCGUUCAAAACGUGGCGACUUCAAGGAUCAGCUGGCGAAAAUGUCCGAGUCAUCGACGUCGAAACAGACCUAUUACCGUCACUGGCACCGAGACAGUGUUCUGAGCAUGCAGACCAUUGCGCAUCAACCGCAACUUGCAGGCAUAUUCCGUUACCUUCUUCGAGCUGUCGCCACUUGGCGCCUCAUCCAAGUGUACCUACACCUGCCACCGUAGGAGAAGCCGACGCAAGCCCGACAUUCCGUCAGCCUUUGCCCAAACUGGCCGAACAAUAUUUUGCCUUCUCGACGGAUCACGACCAGUCGAGCUUCGUUUUUCAACGGUCAUCGCCACUGCCGAGAAUCGAGAAACGCCAAAGGGCCGAAUCUGACGUCGACGGACCGUACACGGCUGCUCUGAGCUGCAAGAAGCGUCGCUUGAGGCUUCAGCUCAUAACCAGUCGGCUCUCCCAGCCGUUCUCCCUGCCGGCGACGCACAUCAUCAACCGCGAGGCCAUUGCCUCGGGCGACAAGCGUUUCGUCAAGUUGGCGGCUGUGGCCAACUCGCCAGAUGCCGACAGACAGGGCCUGAUCCGGGAGACCUCGAUCAUGUUAAGAGCUGCGGUGCUCAACAGAGUCAGGUUGCGUGUAAGGAACGAGGCGAUGCUGCGUGGGGAUCUUGUCGUCGCCGUAACUGCUGCAAAUGCCGCCGUCCUUCACCACGGCCAACAACUGGCCACGGGGGCCAGGUUUGUCGCACAGUCCUCUGCGCUUGCAGAACAGCAGCAACAAACGCCUCCGGCAAGGGUGGUUCUGAUCCGGUCGGGGAUAUCGUCACCAAACUCGAUAAAAUCUCCCCCGGGAUCUCCAAAAACACCACAGUCUUCCCGAAUGCUGCCGAAAUCCCCGCGGCUGCAGCCUGCCCGCUCACCAGUCUUGGCUCCAUCCGGAACGAUGCUCGAAGAAAUGGAGGAUGACGGAAUUCUCUCAUUCCCCACAGCAGAACACGAUUGUUCUUAUGCCUGGGCCGAUGACGACGAUCUGGAGGAUGUGUACUCAGAUUUUGGCGCCAUAUUUGGCGGGCCAGUUCAAAACGGGGAAACUGAGGAAGAUGGCCACUCCUAUGAGGAAUAUCUCGACGAACUAGAUGGCAUAUCGUGGGUCGGUGGCAGGUAG